This is a messenger RNA of Mirounga angustirostris (Northern elephant seal), 3658 nucleotides long. It is a transcript of the gene CPNE8, whose product is annotated as copine 8. Gene Ontology annotation, cellular component: plasma membrane. The transcript is spliced from 20 exons. Gene Ontology annotation, biological process: cellular response to calcium ion. Bases 231 to 1964 code for a protein of 577 amino acids. Gene Ontology annotation, molecular function: calcium-dependent phospholipid binding. The record is from RefSeq and is a predicted model, not a curated record. NCBI's taxonomy places the organism in Eukaryota, Metazoa, Chordata, Mammalia, Carnivora, Phocidae.
GGAGGGGGCAGGGAAGCCGGGAGCCCCGUGCGCCACUUCCCCGGCGGCCUCGGCCUGGGCCAGGACUGGCUCGCGGUUCCCUCGCGGCUUUGCUCGGGUCCGCCUCCCCCUCUCUCUCCCCCACCCUUCCCGCGAGCUGCCUCCGCCCUCCUUCCUCUGCCUCCACCCUCAACCCCCAUCCCCGGCUGUCGAGAGCUGGGCUCUGAGACCUUAGUCUGCCCGAGCUCUGGAUGUGGGCGCCGGACAAGUCCGCGGCGCCUCCACCCAAGAUGGACAGCCGCUACACCAGCACUGCGGGCAUCGGGGACUUGAACCAGCUGAGCGCGGCCAUCCCGGCCACGCGGGUGGAGGUGUCCGUGUCCUGCAGAAAUCUUCUUGACAGAGAUACAUUCUCUAAAUCUGAUCCAAUUUGUGUCUUAUAUGUGCAAGGAGUUGGAAAUAAAGAAUGGAGAGAGUUUGGAAGGACUGAAGUGAUUGAUAAUACUUUAAAUCCUGAUUUUGUACGAAAAUUUAUCCUGGACUACUUUUUUGAAGAAAGGGAGAACCUUCGUUUUGACUUGUAUGAUGUUGAUUCCAAGAGCCCCAACCUAUCCAAACAUGACUUUCUGGGACAAGUGUUUUGUACAUUGGGGGAGAUUGUUGGUUCUCAGGGAAGUCGCCUGGAAAAGCCAAUAGUAGGAAUUCCAGGGAGGAAAUGUGGUACGAUCAUACUUACAGCAGAGGAAUUAAACUGUUGUAGGGAUGCUGUUCUGAUGCAAUUUUGUGCAAACAAAUUGGACAAGAAGGACUUUUUUGGAAAAUCAGAUCCUUUUCUUGUAUUUUAUCGAAGUAAUGAAGAUGGCAGUUUUACAAUUUGUCAUAAAACAGAAGUUGUCAAAAACACUCUAAAUCCUGUAUGGCAAGCAUUCAAGAUCUCAGUCAGAGCAUUAUGUAAUGGUGAUUAUGACAGAACAAUCAAAGUAGAGGUGUAUGACUGGGAUCGAGAUGGGAGUCAUGAUUUCAUUGGAGAAUUUACCACAAGCUAUAGGGAACUUUCUAGAGGACAAUCGCAAUUCAAUGUCUAUGAGGUGGUGAAUCCCAAAAAGAAAGGAAAAAAGAAAAAAUAUACUAAUUCGGGAACAGUAACCUUACUCUCUUUUUUAGUAGAAACAGAAGUUUCAUUCCUUGAUUAUAUUAAAGGAGGAACGCAAAUCAAUUUCACAGUGGCUAUUGAUUUUACGGCAUCAAAUGGCAACCCUGCCCAGCCCACUUCUCUCCACUACAUGAAUCCUUACCAACUGAAUGCCUAUGGAAUGGCACUGAAAGCAGUGGGAGAAAUCGUUCAAGAUUAUGACAGUGAUAAAAUGUUCCCAGCUCUAGGCUUUGGUGCAAAACUGCCUCCAGAUGGAAGGAUAUCUCAUGAAUUUGCUUUGAAUGGGAACCCUCAAAACCCCUACUGUGAUGGCAUUGAGGGGGUCAUGGAGGCUUACUAUAGGAGUCUGAAAUCUGUGCAACUAUAUGGGCCGACUAACUUUGCUCCUGUAAUUAAUCAUGUAGCAAGAUAUGCCUCUUCUGUAAAAGACGGUUCCCAGUAUUUUGUGCUCCUGAUUGUGACAGAUGGUGUUAUCUCGGAUAUGGCUCAAACCAAGGAGUCCAUAGUCAAUGCUUCAAAACUUCCAAUGUCGAUAAUUAUAGUAGGUGUUGGACCAGCAGAAUUUGAUGCGAUGGUUGAAUUGGAUGGAGAUGAUGUAAGAGUUUCCUCCAGGGGAAAAUAUGCGGAAAGGGAUAUUGUACAGUUUGUGCCGUUCCGGGAUUAUAUUGACAGAAGCGGAAACCACAUACUGAGCAUGGCUAGACUGGCCAAAGAUGUCCUCGCGGAGAUCCCUGAGCAGUUCCUCUCCUACAUGAGGGCCCGCGGCAUCAAGCCGUCCCCUGCGCCUCCGCCCUACACCCCACCUACACAUGUGUUACACACUCAGAUCUGACUGUGCUCCGAACGGCUCCCGUUAACUACACAUCAGUUAGAACUGCUGAGUCAACGCUUUGCUCCUGGUGCUCUGUCAUGAACCAGGGAAUGAGAUACUUUUCUCAGUUUGGUUUCAGCAGUACUGGUUAAUAUGCUUUCUUGGAUCCAAAAUUAAUUCUCUUUCUAAACCAAAACUGUAAAUAUGGUUGUUGCAUGAGCAACAGAAAAAUUGUUUAAAUGCUUGAAGCAAAAUAUGGAUGUCUUCUCUGAAACUUUCUUUUUUGCGGGGGGCGGGGGGCGGGGGGGACAGAAACAGCUAAUUUCCAAUGUAUUGUUGGGAAAAAGCACAAACUGUUUUUAACUCAAAUAUUGUCCUCGACUGCUGUGUGUAUAGGAGAGCAGUCUCUCUGUAUCAAUGUUUACAUGUUACUACUUUUUAAAUUUCAAUACUUUUAUAACUGUUCUUAAGAAUAAGAGUUUUGAAUAUUGAAUCCUUUGUCUUCUAAAUUGCAAUAGCUAUAAUCACAAGAGCAAUAUCUCUUUGAAUGACUGUCUGGACAAAUACAAUUGCAAAUAAGGGAAGGGAGAGAUACUUCAUAUUUCUCAGUAAGUGCAUUGUCUUAUGAGGCCGCAUCUGCUUAGUAUUGAGUUCCUCCGCGUUGUUUGCAAGGUAUGGGAGUUUAAGCUUAGCAGGUGUGUAUUCUGUACGAACAUGCAUUUUUCAUGGAGCUUGGAUUCUAAAUUUAGACUGCAGCCAGUUUAUGUUCUGUAAUUCUCAGUAGAAAUAAUAAAAAGUCAAACAUUGUGAACUGUAAAAUGCACAGAAAAUACUUCGUGUACAAAGCAGCAUCUUUAUAUUAUAAUGCUAUUUAGAAAGACUAAAACCCAGAAUAUUUAACUGUGAACAAUGUAGCAGAGGUUUUAAACUUUUUAUUCCAUUAUACCUUGUCUAGAUAUUUUAAUUCAAAGGGAUACUGGCUCUCUUGAUUUGGACUCCUUGUUAUCAUCUUUCCAUGUUGCCAUGCUGGUGCACAGGCUGGAAGUUUUUUGUGAAAUUCCCAGUGAAAUAUACACAACCACGUGACUUAGUGCACAACACAUUUGUGAGAUAACCUACUCCUACAUACUGAACUGCCUGUCCACAAUGACUUGUAAAGAGUUUUUGCAUGUACAGUUUUUACAAGAAUUACAGUUUUGUGACGUUGUGUCUAAAUUAAAGCAUUUCUUUAAAACAAAUGGCCUUAAAUUCUCACAGAAUUCCUGGAAAUGAUUGUGAAUUGCCUUCAAAUAAUAGAAAAGUGUAUUUUUUUUUCUUUUGUGUCAACAAUGUAACUGCUUUAUAAUAUUUUUCCUUACUUAUAUCCUAUUUACUACUUGGUUUAUUUCUACUGUAUGUUUGUUCUCUUUGUCCAAGUUGAUUUAGGGUGACUUUUAUAAGCAUGAAACUAUUUUAUUGAAAAGAAAAAUAUAUACACCCACAUAUCUAAUAGUAUCAAUGUUAUAUAAUUAUGUAAUAAUAAAUUGUCCAUUUUUAAGUAUGUAUUAAAAUCUUUAAAAGGAUAACUACUUGCUCUGUAAAUUUUAUGUGUGAGUGACAUGGAGUGUGAUGAUUUCCCUUACUGAUCUUAAAUAUUUCCACCAGUAUAGUUAAUAACCUACUGAUUUUUUUUUAACUACCUUCAUUGAUCAGUCCAAAGAAAUAAAAAUGAAUAA